Monosiga brevicollis MX1 is the source of this 1332-nucleotide messenger RNA. RefSeq lists its product as uncharacterized. The transcript has 11 exons. The record is from RefSeq and is a predicted model, not a curated record. The coding region runs from base 1 to 1332 and encodes 443 amino acids. Lineage: Eukaryota; Choanoflagellata; Craspedida; Salpingoecidae. Gene Ontology annotation, biological process: small GTPase-mediated signal transduction; mitochondrion transport along microtubule; mitochondrion organization. Gene Ontology annotation, molecular function: GTPase activity; GTP binding. Gene Ontology annotation, cellular component: mitochondrial outer membrane.
AUGACAUCACAAGUGCGCAUUGUCUUGAUUGGCGACCGUCAUGUGGGCAAGACGUCACUCAUCACCUCGCUCAUGAAGGAAAAGUUUGAGGAGGAGGUUGUGCCUGUUCUUUCAGAGCUCACCAUUCCCGCAAGUGCCAUGCCCGAACCCGUCACGACCCACAUUGUGGACACGUCCUUGCGCAUCCAAGAUGAAGAGGCCAUCAUGGCCCAAAUCCGAGAGGCGGACGUGAUUGGACUCGUCUACUCGCUUGCCUCGCCCGAGACCAUGGAACGGCUUCAAUCGUACUGGAUGCCACUUGUGCGCCGCUCCGUGCAGAAUGACACCAAGCCCGUCAUUGUCAUUGGCAACAAGAGUGAUCUCUCCAAGACCGGUCCUGCCAGCCAAAGCGAGCGCCUGCGCAAGUACAUUGAACCUCUGAUGACCACAUACAUCGAGGUGGAAACCAGUAUCGAGUGCUCCGCGAAGGCUCUGACUGGAAUCAGCGAAGCGUUUCGCUACGCGCAAAAGGCGAUUCUGUAUCCCAUUGCUGCCAUCUAUCAUCCCCAGCGCUACGAGCUCACGCCAGCUGCUAAAAAGGCAAUUGCACGCAUUUUUUUCAUCUGUGAUACAGAUCGUGAUGGGCUCUUGUCCGAGGCGGAGCUCAACUCCUUUCAAGCUACCGUUUUUGGUCAACCUUUGAGCCAAGCCGAGCUCGCGUCGAUCAUCAAUAUUGUCCAGUCAUCCCUGCCACAAGGGGUCGAAGAUGAUGCGCUCACCUUGGAAGGCUUCGAGGCCGUGUUGAAGCUCUUUGUGGAGCGCGGUCGCUUGGAAACCACGUGGCAAGUGCUUCGUCGGUUUGGAUAUCAGAACGACCUCACGCUCUUGCCAGCAUACAUCCGCCCCGAGCUCGAGGUGUGCGAAGAUGCUAUCGCCGAGCCUUCAGAGCAGGCCAUCAACUUUUUAACACAAUUGUUCAAUCAGCACGAUGAAGAAGGUCGCGACUUUUUGGACAAAAACCAGCUCGAUCACGUCUUUGCUCCCACCCCAGGCAUGCCCUGGGCCAACGACAUUCUUGUCGAAGCGCCCGACGCCAGCAUGUCAUUGAGCAACUUCCUGGCGCUCUGGCGGUAUUUGUGCUACGUCGACGUGGGACUGUUUAUGGAGUACAUGGCGUAUCUUGGCUUUACACUCUGCAGCCGUCAGCUGGAGCCCAACGUGGAUGGGGAUUCAGUAUUGCAGGCCGUGAAGGUUUCACGUAGUCGACGGGAUGAACGUGCGGCUGGCGUGUGCAACCGUGAUCUCUUUAUUUGCCGUCUCAUCGGUCGCCGCGAGAGUGGCAAGGUGUGUUGA